Odontomachus brunneus is the source of this 875-nucleotide messenger RNA. RefSeq names its product BTB/POZ domain-containing protein KCTD16 (gene Ktl). The record is from RefSeq and is a predicted model, not a curated record. Gene Ontology annotation, molecular function: protein binding. Gene Ontology annotation, biological process: protein homooligomerization. The transcript has a single exon. NCBI's taxonomy places the organism in Eukaryota, Metazoa, Arthropoda, Insecta, Hymenoptera, Formicidae. The coding region runs from base 32 to 784 and encodes 250 amino acids.
GUCUACCUUCCACGCUCCGUCAGCUGCCAGCAUGGUGGACCAAGAGCAACAGCAACAGGACACGGUGCCGAGUGUGGUCGAGUUGAACGUGGGCGGCGUCUUCUACACCACCGCCUUGACGACGCUGACUCGCGAGAGCGACUCGCACCUGGCGUCACUCUUCACCGGCAAGUCCACCGUGGAGAAGGACGCCAAGGGCAAGUACUUCCUGGAUCGCGACGGUGUGCUGUUCCGCUACGUGUUGGAUUUCCUGCGUAACCAGGCGCUGGUAUUACCCGAGGGUUUCCGCGAGCGCGAGAGACUGAAGCAGGAAGCUAGCUUCUACGGCUUACCCGGCCUGGAGCGGGCUAUUUUGGAGAACACCGAGUCCGGCGGCGGGCAAACUGGUGGUGCGGUCGGCAAACGCACACCGGGAUACAUCACCAUCGGCUAUCGAGGUAGCUUCGCCUUCGGUCGCGAGGGUCUGGCCGACGUCAAGUUCCGGAAGCUCUCGAGGAUCCUCGUGUGCGGCCGCGUGGCACUCUGUCGGGACGUGUUCGGCGAGACGCUAAAUGAGAGUCGCGAUCCUGACCACGGCAUGUCUGAUCGUUAUACGUCGCGCUUCUUCCUCAAGCACAGCAUCAUCGAGCAGGCCUUCGACAUGCUGCAGGAACAGGGCUUCCGGCUGGCAGGUAGCUGCGGUUCCGGCACCGCUGGCGGCAAUUCCGAGCAGCUGAAACCCGGCGUGGACUCCGAGGAAAAUCGUUGGAAUCACUACAACGAGUUCGUCUUUGUGCGUGACUAAGGUCGCUAACGCGGUUGCAGCCCCUUCUCACUGCGACUGAGAUGCAUUCGGUUCAUCAAUCAAUCAAUCGUCGUUGGCGGCUCGCACAUUG